Trichoderma citrinoviride is the source of this 2112-nucleotide messenger RNA. RefSeq lists its product as hypothetical. The transcript has 5 exons. The coding region runs from base 1 to 2112 and encodes 703 amino acids. The record is from RefSeq and is a predicted model, not a curated record. Lineage: Eukaryota; Fungi; Ascomycota; Sordariomycetes; Hypocreales; Hypocreaceae. Gene Ontology annotation, molecular function: phosphatidylinositol binding.
AUGGAAUCUACAUCUACAUCAGCAUCAGCAGCAUCAGCAUCCGCAUCCACGCUGACCAAAGAGCAAACGCAUGCGCUGUUCGACAUCCUCACUCACCACGAGACAUAUGCCGAGAUUGAAGGCUUCAAGGCCCCCGAUGCGGUCACGGGGUACGGCUUCCCCUUUGCGCGGACGACGACGGCCACGGCCACCAGCAAUGGGGGCGGCGGCAAGGCGGAUUCAUCUUCUUCGACAUCGCCGCUGCUGCAGCUCAUGCUGAAGAGGCUGGUCCUGCCACUGCCGGGCGUGCGGGACCUGCCGCCCGAGUUCUGGAACGUCAGGGCGCAGGGCCUGCUGGCGCGCUUUGCGGAGGCGGAGCUCUCGGAGAGCUUCGACAAGGGGGCCAUGGGGACGAGGAAGACGCUGGCGACGGGGGCGAGCAGCGUGUUGGAGAUGGUUGGGAGGGGGAUCCUGGGCGGCAAGAAGAAGAAGAAGAAGAAGACGAAGACGACGGAGGAGAGGGAGUAUGACGAAUCAAGGGCGGAGGAUCUGUCAAGGGCGUUUGGGGAUCUGCUGGAGGAGUGGGCGUAUGGCGAUUUGAUGGAGCGGGUGUCGGCGCAUGUCACCGAGACGGAGGACCUCGAGAGCUUUUCCCCGGCGAUGAAGGCGGCGUUGAACUAUGCCAUUAUCAACAUCGCCACCUUUGCUCACCACAUCUUCACCGUGUCCCCCGAGGGCCAGGAUCUCCUCAAGCUCAUCGAAAACAUCAACACCCUAAUCCCCUACAAAAUGAUCAAGCAGACGCUCCGCAUCGGCAACGCGGCCACCAUGAUCAGCGGCAUGAUGCGCCUCAUGCUCGCCAAGCUCAGCGUCACCAGCAUCACGAACUGGGUCGGCCUGACGGCCAGCGCCGACGACGGGAUGAACCUGCUCCAGCGCAUCAUCUCCCUCGCGCUCUCGUGGGACGCGUCCGAGUUCAGGAAGACGGUGGACAGGAUCGAGAAGAUGAAGGGGGACGGCGCGCUGGCCGAAGACGUGCUCGAGGCAGUGCGGAGGCACGUCGGUUUGCCGAGGGGCGAGCAUCUUGCCGCGAGGGAGGCGAGCCUGCGGGACAACAAGUCGAUUGUCGUGGCCAUUCUCGAGGGCUGCGACGAGAAGCUCGUGGAGGGGCUGACGGAGGCGCAGCACGCGCUUUGCCUGGAGUACUAUGCUGCGCUGCUGUCGAUCCAUGAUCGGGAGGCGAUCACGAGCGUCUUGUGUCGGCAGCCGCCGGACCUGUUUACGCAGGCUGUCAGGGACGUGGUGGGUGCGUAUGAUCCGAUGAUUCGGAUCGUACAUUCGCGGAUCGAUAUCCGGUUCUAUCUCGAGGCGGUGCAGAGUUUCCUGUCGGACCUGAUUCGCGAAGAUGAUGAUGGAGGGGAAGAUGAUGAUGCGGCGGGGGCGAGCGUGGAGGAUUACGUCGUGCUGCUAAGGAAGCAUCGUGGGAUGCUGUAUAAGUGGGUGCACGAGUUUGCAAAGAACUGUCCUGAGGUGUGGAGGGAGUUUCCGGCUUGGGGCCAGGCCAUUGCCACGAGGUUCCGGAAACCUGACGUUGAAGAGGAGGAGGAGGACGGCGAUGAUGAAAAGGCAAAGGUUCACAUGGAGGAGCGGCUGAAUGAGUUGGUUGGGUCUCUCGAUGGGGCGGCGAAGGAGGAUGUCUUGCGGGCUGUUGACAAGCAUGCCGAGUAUCUCGCUUCCAUCACGGAGCUUUCGCAGAGGCGUUUGCAGGCGGUCAUUGAUGCCGCUGCUUCUCUUUCGGCGGAUUCUUCUUCAUCUGCGCCCCUUCGGACGAGGGAUUCCGAACCAGGGGUUUACCUCUCGCAGUGGCAGUCCCUGCUGGACUCGACAAAGAUCACGCCCUCUUCCAAACGUGGCCCUUCUCGUCAUGGGGAAGACGUCAAAUACGUGUCUACGAUGGGGAAGCUAGGUCUGGGGGGAGGGAACCUGAAACGAAGACGAGGACGGACUAAGAGCGCUGAGGAGGAGGAGGAUAUGAAGGCGCCGGAUGUGAGUGUUGUUGUGGAUGCUUUGGGGGAUGCGUUUCGGGAUGUGAUAAGGCAGAGGGGGAGGGAGAUUGGGUCGGUCAGGGUUUGA